AUGGGAUGUUGUUGCUCUAGACGCUAUUUUGAAGCGGAAGCUGGUGAUGCUAUUAAAUACCGUCUUAUCCAUGGUAGACGAUACCAUAAUCUUUCGAAUUCAAUGUAUUUUGUCGCAAAUGAUGAUGAAGAAGCUUAUCGUUUAAGUAGAUAUCAUGAUGCAAUAAAAGAUAUUUGGGGAGGGCUGUUUAAUUCACCUGUUGAAGAGAAAUUGAGACAAGGGACUCGUGUUAUUGAUAUUGGAUGUGGGUCUGGAAUUUGGAUUUUGGAUUUGGCACAACAAUAUCCUAAUUCAAAUUUCGUAGGAAUAGACAUAUCUCCGAUUCUUCCAACAGAGGGUCUUCCGCCAAAUGCUAAGUUUGUUCAGUAUAAUGUGUUAGAUGGAUUACCAUUUGAGGAUUCGUCUUUCGAUCUAGUUCACUUGAAAUUCAUGGUUGGUGCUAUUACGGAAACACAAUGGGAAGAGAAAGUUAUUCCAGAAAUGAUAAGAUUAGCACGUCCAGAUGGAUGGAUCGAGAGCUUAGAAUGUGAUCUUAUUACAUCUAAUGGAAGCGUUACAAAAAGAGUUGCAAAAGCUUUCCAUGUUUUUAUGACAUCGAAGGGAUUGAACCCUGCAAUUGGAAAAGAAAUCCCGCGACUUUUUGAAAACACAAACGCUUUUUCAGAAAUCAGAAAAGAACAUAAAGUUCUAAAUCUUGGUAAAAAACAUGGUAAAUCUGCGGAAGAGUCUCUAAAAUUUUAUAUUGGUGGUCUCAAGUCUUCUAAAGGUUUUUUGGCGAACUCAAUGAAUGUAAUGCCCGAACAUUAUGAUGCUCUCAUAGAAACAGUAACUAUUGAGGCAGAAAAAUAUUCUACUUAUUUUAAUCAAUAUCGAGUUUGUGCUCGUAAGAAGAUUUGA
Molecule: messenger RNA, 897 nt
Organism: Ambispora leptoticha
Lineage: Eukaryota; Fungi; Glomeromycota; Glomeromycetes; Archaeosporales; Ambisporaceae
Source: the annotation of a GenBank genome assembly